Paramuricea clavata is the source of this 2760-nucleotide messenger RNA. NCBI's taxonomy places the organism in Eukaryota, Metazoa, Cnidaria, Anthozoa, Malacalcyonacea, Plexauridae. The record is from the annotation of a GenBank genome assembly.
AUGGACCCUGCAGGCGUAGAGGUUAUCCACCAUUUGAAGUCGUCCCCUCCAAAAAACGUUGGUGAUGUUAGGCGUUUAAUGGGACUGCUAAAUUGCUAUCGGAGAUACAUUCCAAAUUUCUCUAGAAAAGCGAAACCAAUAUACGAUCUAAUUAAGAGUGACGGUGUAGAGACAGGAAAUAGCAAACAUAAUAUGAAAUCGAAAGGACAGUUACCCUCUAGUACUAUUGUGCAGUGGACUAACGAUCAUCAACUCAUCCUUGAAGACCUGUUAGAUCAUUUGGUUGACCCACCUGUGAUGGCCUACCCAAAUUUUACCAAACCGUUUAUUGUGUGCACUGACGCGUCUGAAGAGGGACUGGGAGCCGUCCUGUACCAAAGUCAAAACGGUGAAACAAGAGUUAUUGCGUAUGCUUCUCGAAGCUUGACACCCGCCGAAAGAAAUUACCAUCACCAUUCGGGCAAGUUGGAAUUUCUUGCACUAAAGUGGGCAAUUUGUGACCAUUUUCGAGACUAUUUGUAUUAUGCCUCGGAAUUUACAGUGUAUACUGACAACAACCCACUCACAUACAUCUUGUCUUCCGCAAAACUUAAUGCAACGGGUUUACGUUGGGUCGGAGAACUGGCAGAUUUCAAUUUUACUAUCAAAUACCGCCCCGGUAAAGUGAACACUGAUGCAGACGCGCUGUCAAGGUUGUUGCCAAAUGUCGAUAGUUACAUGGAGAUGUGCACCGAGGAAAUUGCAAUGGAUAUUCUCCAAGCCGUAGAGUCAUCAAUUUUGGAACAGCAAGCGAGUAACAUCAGCUGGAUCACAGCUUUUACUACAAAUCAGGAUGUGUUAGAAGAAGAUAUGAAGCACAUUAACAAUGUUUCCAUGAACACCAUUUCUUGUGACGAGAUCGCACUUGCCCAAAGAGAUGACACAGAAAUUAGCAAGGUGAUCAAAUGGAUUGAAUCGAAAGAGAGACCUACUUCGGAAAAAACAUCUAAUGAAUCACGCUAUACUCGGUACCUCCUGCACGAGUGGAACAAGUUGGAAUUGGACAAACAUGGAUUACUUCGGAGAAAAAGUGGUUUGAAGAAUCAUAAUCAAAUAGUUUUACCUAAAAAGCUCCAUUGGUUGGUGUACGAGGAACUUCACGAGAAAAUGGGCCACUUAGGAGCAGAUAGGGUGCUAGAACUUGCCCGUGCUCGGUUCUAUUGGCCGCACAUGCAGAGAGAUGUAGAAUCUUACAUUUCACAUAAAUGUCGGUGUGUGAAGCAAAAAGUUCCUACUUUCCAAACUAGGGCACCAUUACAGUCCAUUACAACAACUGCUCCAUUCCAGAUGGUGUCUUUAGACUUUGUUCAUCUCGAGAAAAGUAGUGGCGGUUACGAGUAUAUCUUGGUUAUAAUGGAUCAUUUUACCCGUUACGCACAAGCCUAUGCAACCCGAAAUAAGUCAGCUAAGACAAUGGCGGAAAAGUUAUAUAAUGACUUUAUUUUGCGUUUCGGUUUUCCAGAAAAACUCCAUCACGAUCAGGGAGGAGAAUUUGAAAAUCACCUCUUCAAACAACUGGAAAAACUGUGUGGUAUUGGACAUUCAAGGACUACCCCGUAUCAUCCGCAAGGCAAUGGCCAAGUGGAACGUUUCAAUCGUACCCUCCUUGCCAUGCUGCGAACCCUACCGGAAACGCAAAAAUCACACUGGAAAGACCACCUCCAGAAAAUGGUUCACGCCUAUAAUUGCACGCGUCACGAGUCAACUGGAUUCUCGCCAUUUUAUCUCUUAUUUGGCAGACAUCCUCGUCUACCUAUUGAUAUGAUCCUAAACCUGGAGAGCGAGUCAACUGAGUCACCGAAUUAUAGAGAGUAUGUUAACAACUGGAGCGAAGCGAUGUCUGAAGCGUACAAGAUUGCAAACGAAAAGAGUUCACAAAGUAGAGCGAAAGGGAAAAAGCUAUACGACCGCCGCAUCCGUAGUUCGGAGUUACGACCGGGGGAUAGAGUUCUUGUACGAAAUCUGAGUAAGCGAGAUAAACCUUGCAAGCUGCGAAGUCAUUGGGAAGACAAGAUACAUGUCGUGGUCACUAGAAGAGGGGAAGAUAGCCCAGUCUAUACAGUUAAACCCGAAAGUUCUGAUGGCCCGAGUAGAACUCUUCAUCGUAAUAUGCUGUUACCGUGUAGUUCACUUCCCGUGGAACCGCCGUUGAACCAAAAAACGCCUCGUCGUCAAAGAGAAAAUACAGUUCCUCCCAGCACAAGAUCUACUAGUCAACCGGAAUCAGAUGAAGACGAAUUAGAUGGGUUAACAUUUGUACCAUUGGCGAAUGAUCAGAGGAGUGGGGCGGACGUAACCGAUGCCGUGACACCAGCUCAAGACGGCGACCACGGACAUGAUGAGAUAGACAGCUCAGAGUUACCAGCGGUCGAGAACCCAGAUGUAUUGGCCCUUGAUGAACAACAACCAACCAUUCCACCGCCAGCAACGGAAAAUGCGUCUAUUCCACCACCACCUAUGGAAAAUACCAGACCUAGCAGAAACAGAAACCCACCACCGAGACUAAAUUAUUGGACACCAGGUAACCCAGUCACAGGCAUUUCAUACCCUGGUAGUAUGAACACUAUUUUCGGUUUUGUAGAGCCUAGUCAACCAGGAGUGAUGCCUUUCCCACCAAUGAAUUCCAUUCCUUAUAUGUGGCAGCCAACCCCCUUACCUUAUAAUCCCUUCGCAUACCUCGGACCUCAUUGUCCGUACUGUGGAACAAUGUUCUUUAAUUAG